Messenger RNA from Bactrocera latifrons, 4375 nucleotides. Its product is annotated as zinc finger protein squeeze. The record is from RefSeq and is a predicted model, not a curated record. NCBI's taxonomy places the organism in Eukaryota, Metazoa, Arthropoda, Insecta, Diptera, Tephritidae. Bases 1 to 1839 code for a protein of 612 amino acids. Gene Ontology annotation, biological process: regulation of transcription by RNA polymerase II. Gene Ontology annotation, molecular function: DNA-binding transcription factor activity, RNA polymerase II-specific; RNA polymerase II cis-regulatory region sequence-specific DNA binding. The transcript has 3 exons.
AUGGCCGAAUUACCCGCUCCCCCAAGUGAUUAUCUCCACCGUUCGAUAGAUCAGCUGCGUUCGAUGAACGAACGCAAUGUCCUCUCCUCACUAAGUCAUCAUCUGACGCCGGUGGAAUUGCGCAAUGCCGCACAGUUGGCGGCACACGAUUAUAAACCAUUUAAUAUCAAUGAAUUUCGUCAGAAUGUUGAGCGUUUAGAUUAUUCGUUGAAGAAUGGCCUUAUACACCAACAACAGCAGCUGCUCCAGCAGCAACAUCAUCAGCAGCAACAACAACAACAACAACAAGUGGCUCAUCAACAGCAGCAACAACAACAACAGCACCAACAGCUGCAGCUUAAACAAUCGUAUAGUCCACCAAAUUCACCGGCCACACCCACCAUGACGGAACAACCAGAGCAAAAGUAUGAUCCACAUGCUGCUGCUGUCGAACAACAACAACAACAACAGCAACAACACACCGUCAAUCAGAAGCAACAACGUAACCAACAAGGCUCCCCUGAAGGCCGCGACGCCAAACCCUACAAAUGCACGCAAUGCACAAAAACCUUCGCCAAUUCCUCCUACCUCUCACAACACACCCGCAUCCAUCUGGGCAUCAAGCCAUAUCGUUGUGAAAUCUGCCAACGCAAAUUCACACAGCUGUCGCACCUGCAACAACACAUCCGCACACAUACCGGGGAUAAACCAUACAAGUGCCGCCAUGCCGGCUGCCCUAAAGCCUUCUCACAACUCUCCAAUCUGCAAUCGCACUCUCGUUGCCACCAAACGGACAAACCAUUUAAAUGUAACUCCUGCUACAAAUGCUUCACCGACGAAUUAACGCUGCUCGAGCACAUACCCAAACACAAAGACUCGAAGCACUUGAAGACGCACAUCUGCAACCUGUGUGGCAAGUCGUACACACAGGAGACCUACCUGCAGAAACAUUUGCAAAAACACGCCGAAAAGGCGGAGAAGCAACAGCAACGACAGGCCAGCGCAACAAGUAAUGCGCAACACCAUGUGCCUGCCGGCGGUAUCGGCCUUAAUUUGCAGCGACAGGUGGUGAUGAAUGCUGCGGCAGCGGCCGCAACUAGUGAUCCCAAUUCGUAUUGGGCGAAAGUGGGUGCCGAUAGUGGCGUGAAUGCAGCCACACUCGCUGAAGCUAUACAACAACAACAGCAGCAAGCUGCCGCUGCAGCAGCUGCAGCCGCCGCGGCUGCGCAACAACAGCAACAACAUGCUCAGAAUGGCUACAACUUUGCGGCGCUGCAACAGCACCAACAACAGCAGCAGCAGGAACUACUGCAACACCAUCAGCGGCUGGUGAAUGGUGGAGCGGGCAGUGGUGGCGAUAGCGCUGGCAGCGGCAACACGCCGAAUCACUCACACUCGCCCAACGAUGAGGGUGAGGACUUGGUGAUGCGUCAAACCCCGCAACAUCAUCUACAACAACAGCAGCAGCAACAACAGCAACAACAACAACAUCAGCAUCAACAGUCACACUCACCCAAUCCACUGCUAUUGGGCAAUGCAGCGGCAGCAGCGGCAGCGGCGGCGGCAGCAGCCAACUACGACGUGAAAACAACCAGCGCCUUUACGCCCAUCAACACGGCGCCACCACAUUUGAAUGCGCUGGCUGCACAACAACGUCCACCCGCCGCCGCAGCGUACCUGUACCAGCAGAAUGCCGCCGCAGCCGCCGCUUUCCCAACACAACUUAUCUCAUUGCACCAGAUACGCAACUAUGCGCAUCAGCCCAGCGCAGCGGCGGCAGCGGGGCUAUUGGCCAGCGAUCACCUGCUCGGUUUGACCAGUGUAACCGCGGGCGGUGCCGGCAAGGACAAGGGUCAAUAGUACGCCGCACUGCACAGCGGUGAUGGCAACAGUAACGGCAGGUAUGGUAAUAAGUUCAAAAAGUCGAAGAAACGGGUACACGAGCGUGCACGUGAUCGCAGUUGAUUUUACUGAGGCGCUUAGCGGCAAGGGCAGGGAGUUAGUUGCAUAUCGGCAGGAGGGCGCGCAACGACCCUUUGCAUGUUUGAUAAAGCGAGCACCCAGUGCGCACACAUGGGACGGUAGUAGUACAACUGCAAUAACAACAUCAAAUACACAACAACAAACAACACAAAAACUCAGGUUUUAAUGAUCAUUUCAGCAAAGCGGUAAAACGGAGUACGAGAAUUACACAUAACUUCGAAGAAAUUAAACAUUAGUUGCAAUCAAUUGGAGUAAAACAACAAGUUUAUAAAAACAACAUAUAUUUAUUAGUGUCUUAGCUCUGCGAAUUUUUCAACACUACUUCCUCUCAACUUUGUAUUAUGCAGUGAAAUUUCUCAUAACGGACAGUCUUCAUAGUCGGACAUCUCCCAUAACUGGACAAAUUUGAUGAACACAACGUUUUCAUUAAUACUUUCCUAAGACAGGAUACGGACAUUUUUUUGGUAAUAUUUUGUUCAUAUUGUCUCUGAUAAACGGACGACAUUUCAUAAAAAUUGUCAAGAAUAUUGUGUACAAUUUAUAGUUUACGGUUUUUUAAAUUCUAAAUAAUUUUUGGUGUUUUGGGACAAUUUUUUUUUUUUUUUUAACAAAACAUUAAAUAAUCACAGCAAACAAAUUGUCUUGCACUGGGGUAAUCUGGUUCCCGGUGGUACAACGGAAACUAAUAAGAUAAUUUUCAUUCAUUCACUGCUGGCUGACAUUGGCUGGUAUUUAUUAGUUCAAUAGGAGUAUAGUUCUGAGUUGCAGCUUCUGACUCUAAGAAUACAUUUUAAAUACACGUUUUUGUCCAUGCCCUCAUAUACGGACAGCUCCCUUAGCCGGACAAAAACACUGCGAUCGUGGGUGUCCGGUUAUAAGAAAUUUCACUGGAUAUGAUUGUUUAUAAGCGCAAAUAAGCAUUUCUAUAUGUCUGUAUAAAUGCAACAGGAUGUCUAAAUUUUUUGCACGUUUCUUUGGCAGGUGCUUCUCAUACUCACUUUAUACCUGUAAAUUCACUCGUUUUAUACCAACAUGUUGCUCCUUCUAUUUUUCUCUCAUUUUUACUACGCCUGCGCGCCUUGACAGUAUACAAAUUCUACAAAUUGUAGUUCAUAAUUAUAGUAAUUAAAAGUAGUUAUCGACUAGUUACCCGUCUAGCAAUUAGGUAAUCGUAGUAUAGCAAAAGUAGUUUGAUAAGCCGAAUUUACUUUAUUCAGUAAGAAACAGCUAAUGUUAAGAAUUGUGUAAUUGUAGGCACAAGUACGUCAUUGUAUGUAGUUUAUAUACAUUUCUAUGUGUAUGUACAUAUAUUUGAAUAUUUUUUAUUUUUUAUGCGGUGUCCAUUUUAAACUUCUUAAAGUUUUGUUAAACAAAAUAAUAUAUUUUAAUUCCUUUGUAAAAAUGCUAAAACUUCUUUUAAUUUUAUGUAUGCAUAUGCAUUAAGUAUUGAAUAAGCUUCUGUAGUCAAUUAAGUGAUUGCAUCCUUUGUAGCAACGAAUUUAUGAAUCUCAAUAAAAUUUCACAGCUUUUCAUAGAAUAUAUGUAUAUUUUUUGGAUUUUCUAUUAUACUAUUUUGAUUAUUUACAAAGGACCUGUGUGUCUAUGCAUGUCGUGACAACAUAUUUUGAUUAUUCUUUUCGUUGUUUAUAUUAACUCUAAAAUUUUAGAUAUCAAGAAAAUAAAGUAAUUAAAUAACGCAUUAAAAAAAUCAUUUUAUUUUUACCAAGCACUUGCGUUAGAGUGGCAAGACGAUUUAAAAAUAAAUACAAAUUUUUGGUUGCUACAAAUUUAAUUAUUUCGAACUGUAUGUGUAUAUGUAUGCUGAGUAAUGAUGACAGGCAUAUUGUGUCAAAACGACUACGUUAAAGUUUCUUUAUGGGUUUCUUUCAUAACUGCUAGUGGCUAUCAGGAAGAACAAGAAUGCGAGUUACUCUCACAAACAGCGAAUUAACGAAAAGUAAAGAAACGAAAAAGCUGCAAAAGUUAGCAGUAAAAUUCAAAAUAUUGUCUUUAAUAAUCAAAUCAUAUGAACACUAGAAACAUUUUCAAUAUACUUAUUUGGAAUACUCACAACGUGUCAUAAAGCAUCGUAAAAUCUAGUUUAAAAAAUUUGUUGUUGCAUUGCAUACGAAAAUGAGUUUACGCAAAUAGCACUCUGAACGCUAUAUUUACGGAUCGUUAUAACUUAUAACUUUAUGAGACUAUGUCAAACACCUAAUUAUUUUCAUAACUUAAAUACUAAUAAAAUAGACAAAAUCCAAGCAAAAGCAUCAAAUAUCGCUUUAUUACACAUGUGUUUUAUCAGCUGUUUAUUCAUAGUGCAGUAGCUAUUUUGUGUAGCAGAAACUAACAGCUGUCUCUUUUGCUCUGAACUUGUAUUUUUCAAACAUUUGUUUUAUGUAUUAAAAUUUAU